CUCGCCGUCACACCCGCAAGCUCAACAGUCCUCAAGUGUACAGCUGAUCGUGAGACGAGGUUGAACCAACCGCGUCGUGGGGUUUCCGGUCUCGACGAUCUUUCUCCUAAAAUUCGCGAUCGUCAUGAGCGAGUGACAGCGAGUGCCGAACGAACGCAAGGAAUCCUCCGCGCGAGUGGCAUUACCUCUGCGGCUUCGAAGCUGAUCGGAACAAUUGUCGGAAUGUCGCCGAGAUAGCGAGACAAAGCUUUUUUCUCUCUGGAGAACCGGACGGUCCAUUUGGAUACCGCGCCUCCCUCUUUCCCCUUCUUGCGCCCGGAAGAUCGGAAGGUCCCCGAGUUUGUGAACAUCGAAAGAUUCACUCGCAUUCGACGAUUCACCAAAGAUCCAACUAUCUAAAAUACCUCUCUGGCUGAUAGAAAUAACUCUUCCAAAGAAUUCUACUAAAUAUUUUAGAUUAUAAUUUUUCUAGAGAAUUUAAAUAUAUCAAACUCUCUCUAAUCCAAAAAACCGGCUCACUAUAUAUACGUGCACUGUCAAAUUUAGAGUUUCAAAUUAGAGUUUAAAAUGGAUAUUUUUGAAUACCUAACAGAGAAUUUUACAUAAAGCUUUGGAUUUCUGAUUAAACGUCGAAGAUUUUGAAUAUCUGAAGACUGGAAGAUCUGCACUACAAAUCUAUCUUAAAGUUGCCAAUUAUAUCUGCUUAAAUUUUAGUGAAUUUUGAAGCAUUCAAGGAUUUGUAUCAAAAAUUUCUAUCACAUUUCUCAGAAUCAAUAGAAAAAUGUCAAAUAAUCCGAAUUCUUUUAUAUUCAGUAAUAAAUUAUAAAGCUUCAUAAUUACUGGUCGAUGUUGGUGAAAAUCGAAGUAUCGACUACUCACAAGAAAGACAUAUUGAAAGCUCCUGCUGUCGUCGGGACGCUCGAUAGUCACGAGAGACCCUUACAAUGGCCAACGAAAGGAUACCGGAACGUUACAGAACAUCGUUACCAGUUCCGGGUCACUCCGAAGUAAAUCUCUGCUCAAUGACGCUCCAACUGGGCAAAGACAUCAGCAAGACCAGUAUGCCGGUCAUUUUCAACGAGCCCCUCUCUUUUCUGCAGCGCGUCGCGGAAUAUAUGGAAUACGCUGUAUUGCUUAAACAGGCAUCCCAGCAGGAGUCGCCGAUCUUAAGGCUUCAGUAUGUCGCGGCUUUCGCUGUGAGUGCCCUCGCUUCGAACUGGGAGCGCUUUGGGAAACCUUUCAAUCCAAUUUUGGGCGAAACGUACGAGUUGCAACGCGAGGAUUUCCGGAUAAUAUGCGAGCAGGUUUCGCAUCAUCCACCUGUGUCCGCGUUCUUCUCUGACAGCGAAGAUUUUAUCUUUCAUGGCAGCAUCCAUCCCAAAUUGAAAUUUUGGGGGAAAUCGUUGGAGGUGCAUCCGAAAGGAGUUGUCACGGUCGAAUUACCCAAAUGGAAGGAGUCCUACACUUGGCAAAAUGUCAAUUGCAUUCUUCACAAUGUCUUGGUGGGCCAAUUGUGGAUGGAGCAAUCAGGUCCUCUCGAGAUCAGACAGCACGGAGGAGAUAAUUUGAGAGUUAAAUUAUGCUUUGUUAAAAGCACCCUGAACGGCAAGGAUGUUCAUCGCGUCGAGGGAUUCAUAACGAAUCAAGAAAAAAGGAAAUUACUCUUCCUUUAUGGCCAAUGGACCGACAUUUUACGAUCCUGCGAACCCUCGUUGUACGAAGAAACACUGGAGAAGAUUAAACUGGAGGCCAAAAGCCCGCAGGGUAGUCCAGGACACAAAAAAGUCCUGGCAAAGCUCCACAGUCUCAAAGUUGGAGCUUUCAAGCCCUUGCAUCAGGAUGCGAUAGACGAGCCUUUCGGCAGUGCAGUCGUUGAUGACAUUCCGAUCGUGGACGAGAUUCCAGGAUCUGUCACACUGUGGGAAGUCACACCGAGGCCCAGCAAUAGUUCGGAUUAUUAUCAGUUUACGACGUUCGCGAUGUCGCUAAACGAAUUAGAGCCUGAUAUGAAAAAAAUCCUAUGCCCGACCGACUCCAGAUUGAGACCUGAUAUUCGCAAGCUGGAGAACGGCGAUCAGGAUGGAGCUGCGUCUGAAAAAACUAGGUUGGAGGAAAAGCAGAGAAAUUGCCGCAAAGCGCGCAAGCAGAAAAAAGGAAACGAAUAUGUUCCCAGGUGGUUCCAAGGGGGUACAAAUCCUUACACGGGCCAAGAGGAUUGGAUAUAUCAGGGUGGAUAUUGGGACCGUAAUUUCACCGAUGUCGAGGACAUCUUUUAAUGAAGACGGAGUUCGUUAGCUUCCAUUAAUCCGACCGGCGCCCACGAAGAUCAACAACUGGGCGUCGUUAGUGCAAAAUUACAAAUAAAUUGCCCAAGAGAAGAGGUGCGUAGAUUGGUAAUAGACGCCAUUAUAGAGAUCGAUGUCUUUGUGUAAAGUAAUUAAAAAGCAGAUCUUGCGUACGAGAUUCUUCGAGCGCAAAAAUUGGAGCUCGACGAGUUGCUGGGAACUUCGUCCCACGCUCUUCGACGCGGGAAGAGAGCGAAUCGAAGAUACAAGCGAAUAUUAUUCGAGAGCCAAUGGAAAAUCAGAAUUAAUAGUUCUCGAACGCGUUCGAUUAUGUCAUUGGUUCGCGCUUCCUGUUUCCGACACUAUUUUUAUAAAGGGCCAAGUUGGAUGACCAGAAAGGCGAUUCUUUCAUAGUAUACCUGCUUGAAGAAGCCAGUAAAAAACGAUGGAACUUUGCUUUGAAAUUUAUAUAGGAUGUUCCUAUAACAUCGGGAUUUUGUUCCCGACAUAAUUCAGGAGAUACUCUAUGUACAAUUUCAACGCAGACUAUCGUUUCAGUCUAGGUUUCUCAGUUAAACUAUCAAAUAUUUAUCCGCGCAGUAUACGCUUUUCUAUCAAUCUGUCAAUUCAAUCAAGUUACGUUUCGACUCAUUAAUACGAGAAUCGGAUUUAGUUCAAUCCGAGAAUAUUCUUGUAUAUUUAUAUCAAAACUAUACGUAAUAGAAAUGUAGAGGAAAUCUUGUAUCUUAUCGAUUGAGAAAUGCAAUCUGAAAUUUAGAUCGAUGAAAAUGAAUAAUUUUUUAACGGUGAAAACAAGAUAGCGGAUGAUAAAGAUAUAGUAUAUCAGAUACAAGACAAGACUCUGAUACUAUGCGAAUAAAAAAUACGAUCGAUUUUCUUUUGUGUAAUUCUAUCGGACUCUUUGAGCAGGAGUUUUCAUAGAUUUUCAUGUAAAUAGACAGCGAUUGUAUAAUACAUCUGUACCAAAGUCAGACGGGCCGAACGACUUUUUGCGACAGCUUUGUAUGUACCAAUCGAGCAAUAAUUAUUUACCGUAAACUAAUUUGUACGUUAUUUUCGAUUUCCAAUCUGGAAAAAAUCGCCGAAUUUCAGAGAUGCCAUUUUGCGAGACACUAUGUUAAAAAGAAACGGGAUCCGCAAAUUUUGGUGCCAAGAAUUCUAAGAUUCACAAACUUAAGAGAAUUCGAGAAGAAUCUGAUGAAAAUAUGAGCUACGCUCCACGAUAAAUAGAGAAUGGGAGAAAUAAAACUUCAGGAAAAGAUCGAAAAACCCCGCGAGUUAAAAGGCGCAAGGGAUCCAAUAUAUGUUUGCGGAGUAAACUACGUUAUUGCUUCCUGGUAGAUGUAUCUUUUGCGCGAUAGAUGCUUCCUAGGGCAAAUUAACCAUCAGACAAAUAUGUUGCGUGUCGUGUGUGCGUUGACAGGCUUAAUUUAGGUAAGGACGACAAUAAUUUGAGGUUCUCAAAGAGCCAAAUGUGUUUUAAACCGUGGAAAAACAUCUAAACCAUGCUGUGAAAUAAGCCAAAAACGUUCUUUUUUAAUCAAUCGAUCCAUCGAAAUUUCCUUUCACCACCAAAAAACAAGAAGUAGCAAUUGAGAGAUGAAUUUUUGAAAAGGUAUUUUCGGAAACGAAAGGUGGAAGAUAAAAUGGAAAGAAAAUUAAGGCGGUUAAGGCUUUUCUUUCGCGAAAACUUAUAAUUUUGGAGUCAGGAUAUUCGUUGGAGGGGGUUCUUUUUUGGAAUUCGAUAUGAUUUAGAAUUCAGAUCCUCGAAUUAUAAUAGCUCACCGGUCCGUCGAGUCGAUCGUAUAAGCGUGCGCUGUUUCAGCCCGAGUUUGCGAACGAUAACUCGAAUCUCGAUUGAUAAGCGCGCGGAAGCGCGCCAGCCUUCGAACGCAUUAUAACUUCCGCGAACGAGUUUAUGAUAUAAAUGAGUACACAUAUCUGACACCCGAUAGAAUUUCUAUAAUGCUUCCAUAAGAGAAAAACGACGACGCGGAUGAUUUAUACAUUGACGAUAUCAUACGUACCUAUACCCUACGCGGUGAUAAUCACCCGGAUCACCUCUGAGGACCUUAUUAUUGUUAAAAAUCGCGCACGUAGUAUGUAGGUAUUCAUUGUGUUUGCGUUGCAUAUAGAUUAUGGCGAUGUGUAAUCUGUACAUAGACAAUAUAGCCAUAUUAGAAAUAAAUGUUGUUAAAAAAGAGUUCUUAUCCCA
Messenger RNA from Wasmannia auropunctata (little fire ant), 4521 nucleotides. RefSeq names its product oxysterol-binding protein-related protein 2. The record is from RefSeq and is a predicted model, not a curated record. Gene Ontology annotation, molecular function: sterol binding. The transcript is spliced from 9 exons. Gene Ontology annotation, cellular component: cytosol; intracellular membrane-bounded organelle; membrane. NCBI's taxonomy places the organism in Eukaryota, Metazoa, Arthropoda, Insecta, Hymenoptera, Formicidae. Bases 945 to 2276 code for a protein of 443 amino acids.